This is a messenger RNA of Pipistrellus nathusii (Nathusius's pipistrelle), 294 nucleotides long. NCBI's taxonomy places the organism in Eukaryota, Metazoa, Chordata, Mammalia, Chiroptera, Vespertilionidae. The record is from the annotation of a GenBank genome assembly.
AUGCUUGUGAAGCUGAGCAGCCCAGCCAAGCUCUCGCCCAAUGUGAAGACAAUCAAACUACCGACCAGCUGCAAAUUCCCUGGGACGAGCUGUACUGUCUCUGGCUGGGGCAUCACCACCAUGGAUGUAGGUGAGGCUGCCUCUGGGACCCCAGUCACCAACAUCCCAACUCCCUUCUUCCUCGGCCCACAGAUACAGGGGACAGACCCGAGGUUCCAGACCCCCUUCACCUGCGAUCUCACACCCAGGAAGCCAGACCACCAGGCCCUCUACAGUCAGACCCAGGAAGCCUGA